AUGAGGACAACAUCAACAGCAGAGACAUCCGGACGUGAUAUGUGUCAGCGACAGUCGUUGGACCGUAGUGCCGUGUACGCGCUGGCCCGUUCCCUGUCCCUCGAGUUGUCGUUUUUCUUUCUGGACAAAGGUGGCUUGCACGCUGAGCGUUUCUGCCGGUCCUGCCAUAUCAUUUGUCAGUGCAUGUCUCGACUACAAGUAUCUGUGUCUGAUAUUUGUCGCGUGAUGCAUGUAUUCGACUACGACGAAGCGACCAUUGGCAAUGGCUACCGCAGCAUUGUGUCGGUGGUCGACAAGUGUGUACUGAACAUCAUCCGGUUGUUGAAGUUCGUCAAGGAGCACAAAGGCACGAUUUUGUUCCGUACCGGUAACUACUGCAAGGAGCUGGAGACGUUCUGCGACUUGUUUCCCGACCUCGACAAGUUGUCCGACUUGGACGAGAUGAUGCGCAAGUUCGAGUCGUUCGACCAGAGCUGUUUCUUCGGACGAACCAUCGGAUUUCAGUUUUGCAGCUCCGUUUGCCGCAUAUUUCGUGUUAUUGCUAUAAGCUUGGCAUCUUACAGUCUGCUUUGGGAGCGGUCGAAAUAUUCGUGGACGUUUGUUGCCGGUUCUCUUUUGAGUUGCGGUCGCUUACUAUUGAACCCAGAGGAACGAGGCAAGCGCAUCGCCGCGUGUUUCAAGUUCUCGGACCCUUCUUUUUGCAAGGCGUUCUGGGAACUGUUGGAAACUCCCCUGCUCAAGCAUAUUCCAAGUUUUUUUGGUCCCGCGCUUCAUAUUAACGAAAUAUAUUUUAUUCCCGGCGAUGGCUGUAUUUUCCUGGAAAAUUCUUCUGGCUCGAAAGUUGAAAUCCUGGCUCCGGAAGCGUACACAGGGAAGAGACCAUUGCCUGUCAGAAUACUUUCGUCGCGUCAGUUCGACGGACUGGUAAGCAUUCAUCACCCAAUUGACCAACUUCUUUGUUUGCAUUGUGUAUAA
This is a messenger RNA of Soboliphyme baturini, 975 nucleotides long. The record is from the annotation of a GenBank genome assembly. Lineage: Eukaryota; Metazoa; Nematoda; Enoplea; Dioctophymatida; Soboliphymatidae.